AGCCAAAGCCCACCCAGCCCACCCCCAUUACUUUCCCUUGUUCCUGUUUUUUCGGGUCGCCUUCCACCUCACAAACAUCUCCGUCUCGGUUCUCCCCAUUUUGUCCUUUUUCCUCUAUCUGAAUCCGUCCCAGGUGUUUCAGGUUUCUGUUUUGCAAUCUUGUCGGGCACCCCAUUGGAUCUAUGCUGGUGUUUUGGGGGAGCUCCCUUUCCACGUUUAAGUUCUUGAUCAUCCCCGUCGACCUCGAGGCAGAGUACUUGUCGGUUUCUUGAGCUCUGCCUGUCUCUGUCCAUCCUCGUUCUGUCGGGGGUUCUAAGACAUGGAGUCUCCUUGCUCUGUGUCUCCACGUGCAGAUCAGAGUAGUAGGAGAUCUUACCUCUGCAACUUCUUCCCUGUUGCUUGUUUGCUUUGUUUGGCGCUCUUCAUAGGGACUACAUUUUUAGCUUCGGAUUACAAAGAGAAGUUCACACAGUGGGGCGGUGGACAGAAGUUGAGAACCAAUAAAUGUGAGAAUCGUUGCAGGCCUCCAGGAAGCGAGGCAUUACCUCAAGGUAUUGUUGCCAGCACCUCCAAUUUGGAAAUGAUACCAUUAUGGAACUCCAGUAAGAAAAAUAUCACUUCGCCAGCAAACCUAUUUGUGAUGGCUGUCGGAAUAAAACAAAAGUAUCUUGUCAAUAAAAUGGUUGUGAAGUUUGUAGCAAGCGGUUUUGCCAUAAUGCUUUUCCAUUACGAUGGUGCCGUUGAUGAGUGGAAGGACUUUGAAUGGCACAGUCAGGUCAUACAUGUAUCUGCAACCAGCCAAACUAAAUGGUGGUUUGCCAAACGUUUUCUUCAUCCUGAUAUAGUUGCUGAAUACGACUACAUUUUCCUUUGGGAUGAGGACCUGGGAGUUGACGAUUUCCACCCAGAGAAGUAUUUAUCAAUUAUUGAGAGAGAAGGCCUUGAGAUAUCUCAGCCAGCACUUGAUCCGGCCAAGUCAGAGAUUCAUCAUCUAAUCACUGCACGUUUGAGGAAUUCAAUUGUGCAUAGGAGGACAUACAGGCCUGGCGGUCCCGGUAAAGUUUGUAAUGCCCAGAGCACAUCUCCUCCAUGUACUGGGUGGAUUGAGAUGAUGGCUCCAGUCUUCUCAAGAGCUGCCUGGCGCUGUGUAUGGUACUUGAUCCAGAACGAUUUGAUCUAUGCUUGGGGCCUAGACAUGCAGCUCGGAUAUUGUGCACAGGGAGAUCGAAUGAAUAGGGUCGGUAUCGUGGAUGCUGAGUAUGUUGUUCAUUACAAUCGGCCCACGCUUGGUGGUGCAGAUGAGGACAAGACCCAGUCAACGUCAUCUGAAGAUGAUUCCGGAUCUGAAAAUGCGAAAGCAGCGGCAACACCAAAGUCCCAUAAACAUGAUCCUCGGGUCGAAGUGAGGAGGCAGUCGUAUGUCGAGCUUGCCGAAUUCAAGAGACGAUGGAGAAAAGCUUCCAGGGAGGAUCGGUGUUGGGUCAAUCCAUACCCACAGAGCAUUCCACUCUGACCAUGAGGAUGUCUACUUACUUUCGGUUCUCAUUCCUGGAAAUGGGUCAGCUUUUUAUAGACGGCCGUACGUAUAUAUGCGCAAAGAGGAGAUGCCAAAGGCAAAGGGCAGCAGUUCUUCAUCUGCUUAGGCUUAGAAAACAUCGGGAGGAUUCAUCGGACUUGGAGAUCUUAAAUCUUAAUGUAAAGUUCGCCCCUGUGAACCAUAUGAUUCAUUACUUAACGAGCCGUCUACUUCCUUGACUGGAAGUGUACAUAUUUAUCAAUCGUAAUCAUGUGUUUUUGUGCUUCACAA
Messenger RNA from Punica granatum (pomegranate), 1807 nucleotides. Lineage: Eukaryota; Viridiplantae; Streptophyta; Magnoliopsida; Myrtales; Lythraceae. The record is from RefSeq and is a predicted model, not a curated record.